This is a messenger RNA of Lycium barbarum (goji berry), 3568 nucleotides long. RefSeq lists its product as uncharacterized. Bases 1048 to 2466 code for a protein of 472 amino acids. The record is from RefSeq and is a predicted model, not a curated record. The transcript has 6 exons. NCBI's taxonomy places the organism in Eukaryota, Viridiplantae, Streptophyta, Magnoliopsida, Solanales, Solanaceae.
AUCCCGUAUUUUUCUCUUAGGUGAAAUAUUUUAGUAGAAAGUUUGAUAGAUAUGAUUUUAUAAAGUUAUUAAAAUUACUACUUCUAGAUAUGCUUUAAAUUAUAAACCUUAUAUGAGGAAGUUUAUAAAUGUGAUUUUUCCUUUAUUGUAAAGAUAGAGAUUAUUUUCUCAUAAGAAAAUAAAUUAUAUUUUUACCGUUUUAAAAAUUUAUGGUACAAAAAUUUGUACUCCUUAUAUGAGAUUGGAAAAUUAGAUAAGAUAUACUCUUCUAGAUGUCUCCAUAUUUACGUGUCAAUUGUUAUAAGAUAUUUUUUUUUAAUAUUUGAAUAAGGUUGAAGUCUUUCUAUUGACAAUAUUACUUAUGAUAUUUUGUCAUUUUGCUAAGAUCAUUAUUACCAAGGAACGUCUUCCAACAUAAAGUGGUGACAAAGAGAUAAGAUAUACUAUCUAUUAAGACACGUGGGACACCAUUUCUUUACAUAGAAAUAAUCACCACCGUAUCCAACAUAUGUUUAUAUUUGUUGCAUUCCUUUUGUGCUAGGAUAUAACUAUAUAUAUAUAUACACAUCUGACAUAUUAGUUCUUAAACAUUAAGGUUCUCUAGAUAUCUAGCACCACCGUAUGUUUCUAUAUAUGUUUAUUAGUUGUGUAGAACCAUAGCAUCCAAGAAGAUUAGCAUUUCCAUGUAUAGCUAAUAAAAGAGCACCAGCCAUGGUAUUUUCAAGCCACUGGUUCAACGUGAAAAUGGGGAAUUUGGCCUAGGGAGAGAGUUGCUCCAAGACCAUGUAUAGUUAUCCUCCUCCGUCGACUUUAUGUUUAUAACAUCGGUUUCCUCCGGAUCCUAGCAAAUCAGAGAUUUUUUCAAAGAGAAGUAGGGUGGAAGAAAAGUAUUCCUUGGCAUAUAAGGUAACGACGUGACAUUGGGGGAGGGCAAGUGAACGAUAACAUAGCUAAACGACAAAGGUAUGUGAGGUAGACAGGGAAGUGAGCUUGGUCUAGGCCCUUAGUAGCUGUCAGCUGAUUGAGAGCACUCCAUUGUCCGGAGUAAUGCCUUUGAGAAAGAAGAAGAAAGUCAGCACAUUACUAGGCGCUGCGGGAGAAGGCACCAGCCGAGAGCCCCCGGUUGAACUAGGACAUAGUGAGUCUCAGAGUGCCACUCCCUCACAUGCUACUUCUAUUCCUCCAGUAGCAGAAGAGCAUGAAGAAGUCUCCACUCCAGCUCCAGUGCAUCCAUUCCCUCCACCGGUUGCUUCGAGUCAACAAGUGACCGAGGCUAUCCAUUUACUGACACAGUUGGUUGCCGCCCAGGCACAGCGGCAGAAUGUGAGUUCAAGUGAUCAGUCAGAUAGUACCAGAGCUCGUGAUUUUAUGAGUCUGAAGCCUCCGGAGUUUUUCGGGUCAAAGCCGGAUGAAGACCCGCAAGGUUUUAAUGAUGAGAUGUUGAGGACAUUGAAAAUUAUUCAUGCCUCCGAGACCGAAUCCGUGGAGUUGGCCUCUUAUAGACUCCGGGACGUGGCAGUGUUAUGGUAUAACAACUGGGUGCUGUCAAGAGGAAAGAAUGCGCCUCCGCCUGUAUGGCAGGAAUUUGUGGAUGCUUUUAUUCGUCACUACUUGCCGCCCGAGGUCCGCCGAGCUAGAGCGGACAAGUUCUUGAAUCUAAAGCAAGGAAGCAUGAGUGCUCGAGAGUAUAGCCUACAAUUUAAUUCCUUGGCCCGGUAUGCCCCGACUAUGGUGGCCGACAUGGGGGAUCGUGUGCAUAGAUUUGUGAGUGGUUUGGGGCCACACUUAUUCAAAGACUGUCUGACAGCCUCGUUGCAAGCAGGGAUGGACAUUGCCCGUAUACAAGCUCAUGCUCAGAAUCUAGAAGGACAGCAACCUCUGCAAAGGGGUGACCGGGAUGUUGAUCGAAGGCAAAAGAAGAGGGCUAGAUCGAUGGGAGCAAGCAGUGAAUAUAAAGGGGGAUCAAGGCAAAACUAUUCUAGUCACUCAGGUCAAUCGGUGACUAGUGUACCUCCACGAGUUGCAAGCCAGGGGUCCGAUUUCUCUAGUCAUCCCGGACCGGAUCAGAGUUUUAUAGAGUCGGGCUCUCGGUAUAGGGGAGAUUAUAGCCAGAGGAGACCCUCAGCACCGCGGUGCAGUCAGUGCGGUAGACUACAUUCCGGACGGUGUCUCCAGGGAUCAGAUGCUUGUUACGCCUGUGGCCAGGUUUGGGCACAUGAUGAGAGAUUGCCCAUCGAUGAGUGGUGGAGUUGGGACUCAGCCCACUGGAUCAGCGGCCGGUUCUUCUUCGGUGCGCCCAGGAGGCCAGACUCCCCCGAUUCCAGCAGGUCCAGGCAGAGCAGAGGGGGAGCAUCUACUUCAGGUGCCACUAAUCCCCGUAUAUAUGCUCUAGCGGAGCGACAGGAUCCAGAGUCAUACCCCGAUGUCGUCACAGGUAACGACGUGACAUUGGGGGAGGGCAAGUGAACGAUAACAUAGCUAAACGACAAAGGUAUGUGAGGUAGACAGGGAGGUGAGCUUGGUCUAGACCCUUAGUAGCUGUCAGCUGAUUGAGAGCACUUCAUUGUCCGGAGGUGCUUAUGAUUCUUCUUUUGGUAUAUAUGCAUAUUUUGGGCACGACGGAGUCUUGUUCUGUCUAUAUGUUUAGUAUGUCAGUAGAGGCUCGUAGAUACGCAGUGUGGGUCAGAUGGUCUUACAAGAUGUUAUUAUUAUGUAUAUAUUAUUUUGAUGGGCGAGAGGCAAAUGUAUAUAAGUAUUUAUGUUUCUAUAUAAAAUAUGAUUUUCCUACAAUUCGUGUAUAAAAUUGGUAAAAGAGCAUUAAAUGAGUAAGAUGAGUAUUAGAGCGAGUGGUGCUCGGUGGCUAGCCCCGGGUACCCGUCACGGCCCCUAGCUGGGUCGUGACAGAUGAUUUCAUAUUUAAAAGUCCCAAGCUUAUGAUUUCAAUGUAAAUAUGAGAAGGUUGAGUUAUUUUCAUGAUUUUCUUUAUUUUUAUUUAUUGUUGUUGAUCUCGCCUUAUAAUAAUUGUUCCUUCAAGGUGAGAUAGAACGAUGAUGAUUAUUCCAUAAUAUAAUCGGAAGUUACCGACCUUACGUCACUCCGAUGUAUUUAUAGCUCUUAUUUGGCUCUCAUGCAUGCUUUAUAUAUAUAUGUAUGUAUUUUCUCACACCGCGCCGCGCUAUAGUCGGUCGGGCAUGGCACGUAGAUGUGCACACCACUGCAGUGGGCAUAUUAUGAUAUUGCCCCAGACGCCGGCUAAUGAUGAUAACACUGAGCCUUAAUGGUCGGGCAUGAUACUAUAUAUAUGACACCGAGCCUUAUGGCCGGGCAUGAUACUAUAUAUAUGACACCGAGCCUUAAUGGCCGGGCAUGGUACUAUGUAUAUGUAUAAAAAUAUUUUUCUAAAGGCUAAGCAUGCAUGGCAUCCGCCUUAUGAGGCAUCCAGAUGUACCGGUUAUCUCUUUUAUUCCAUGUUACCUUUCAUGUCUAUAUUAUGUUGUUAUUCAUGCCUUACAUACUCAGUACAUUAUUCGUACUGACGUCCCUUCUUAUGGACGCUGCGCUCAUGCCC